This is a messenger RNA of Musa acuminata AAA Group (dessert banana), 1507 nucleotides long. RefSeq lists its product as uncharacterized. The transcript has a single exon. The coding region runs from base 598 to 1164 and encodes 188 amino acids. The record is from RefSeq and is a predicted model, not a curated record. Lineage: Eukaryota; Viridiplantae; Streptophyta; Magnoliopsida; Zingiberales; Musaceae.
UCUGCACCGAGAAAGCAAAGAAACGUUGGAGAAGGAAAAUGGCAAACACAUGGGGCUUUGGAAUACUUGUGUGGAGGCAUACUAAAGCACCAAAGCCUUAAUUUUGCUACACCCAUCUCCUCCCUCUAUCCACCCAACAAUUCCUACUAUACUCCAAAAGGAGAGAGACCAACACAACUGUACUCCAAAGGAAUAUUUUCCUUCACAUGCAAUGGUUGCUUUCUCCCACUUUUGCUUCCUACUUUAGCUUUCACUUUCCUGCCUAUGCAUUGUGCUCACUACUUAGCCAUUAAGUUUCCCUCGUCAAGUCCCAAUCAAGCUAUCCUGCAGUGUUGUAUGUGUAUAUAUAUACCCAUGAUAUCCCACCAGACAAAGCCCAUGCAACAGCGGUCACUUUGAGUUCCUCGUGUUCGGCUCUGUCGCUUCUGUUGCUGAGAACCGAUCUCAACUCUCUACAAUUCAUUUCCUCCCAAAUCGCUCUUUCUAGAUCAACAUUUCAUGCCAGCACAUUGCCACUUUGUCCACUGAUCGAUCCUUCGUCCACAACUUUGUUCGCAUCUCCUGCCGUGGGUUCUACACGUCCUCAGCCGUCCAAAGAUGAAGAUCCGGGCUUCCUCCGCCUUGAAGCGGAUAUACUCCGUUGUGGUGGCCAUGGUGAAGGCCAAGUCGAUGGCGGUGAAGAGCAAAACCAGUGCCCUGAAGACCAGGCUCCUGGUCCUGGGGCUGCUUCAUAACAAGAAGGUCCUGAUGAAGGCAAUCAACCACAAGAUCCAUGCGCUGAUGGGCCAAGAGAGAGGUGAAGGAGGUGCCCAUUCCGCCGAGGAACAGAACAAGGCGAUCGUGCUCUACGAUGCUGCUAAGAACGAAGCCCUGCCGAGUCCAACGAGCGCGGAACCUUCGUACUAUGACGACGACGAUAACUAUCCAGAUCUGAGGCAUUCUCUCUUCGACGUGGAGGACGAAGAUGAUGAGGAGCUUGUGAACACCACUGGAUCCGUCGUUGAUCUCGUCAGGAACUCCAGGGAGGAUGGCUCUGAGUUCAGUCUGGAGGACGAGAUCGACCACGUAGCGGACGUGUUCAUUAGGAGAUUUCACAGGCAGAUGAGGCUGCAGAAGCUGGAAUCCUUCAAGCGGUAUCAGGAGAUGUUGCAGAGGAGCGUGUAAGAGCACCAACAAAGGUAUCAGAAUUGGCUCGAGUGUGGAACUGCAUAAAUAAUGCUAUUUGGAUCUGUGCUCCAUAUUUUUACUAUUACAUUAAGUUAUCAGUCAUUCUUUCUCAUACAACUGUAACACCGGAAAGAUCAUACAAGAUAGUAUAUGGGUGGGAGAAUGCUUUGUACUAUGAUCUAAAGAUGCUAUGUCAACUAGGACACUCUGUUCUUUGUAGUAUGACACACCAGUAGUUUCAACCAUUGCAGAAGAAGAAAAGAUUCAUAAAACAAAUCAUUUUAUCAACAUAGUGUAAGAGUUGUAACAUAUAGUUCGAUAUAAGAUGGUUGUGUUCAUG